AUGCAGAAUGCAUGCGUCAAGCACAUCCACAAGAGUCUUCCAAAAACACGAUUCGCCGUCGACUUUGCUCCCGUCCCUGGCACGGAGGAUCUGUACAUGAGGCUGGUCGUGCAUCCGUAUACAAAGUGGGAGGAUCUGAUCGCAUUUGUGUUGCAUGUUAGUGAUGAGGGCAAACGAUUUCUGGGCGAGAAAGGUGUUCCCAACUCGUUCAACUAA
Molecule: messenger RNA, 216 nt
Organism: Sporisorium graminicola
Lineage: Eukaryota; Fungi; Basidiomycota; Ustilaginomycetes; Ustilaginales; Ustilaginaceae
Exons: 2
Coding region: 1-216 (71 amino acids)
Source: RefSeq, a predicted model, not a curated record